Cladocopium goreaui is the source of this 3615-nucleotide messenger RNA. Lineage: Eukaryota; Dinophyceae; Suessiales; Symbiodiniaceae. The record is from the annotation of a GenBank genome assembly.
AUGGCGGUGGUGGGAGAACGGGAGCUGAGUGCCAGGGAGAGGAGGAUGGUUCACAUGACCUCGGACAUCUUUGGCGGCGUGGACAAGUCGGUUUACUCCACCAAGGCCCAGAAGGAGAUGCUGGCGAAUCUGAAGGAGACCUUCAAAUAUGUGAAGCAGGUGCAUGUGCCCGAGAGCAUGAACCUACCAAGUGCUGGGGAGCAAAAGAAGAAACUGAUGGCGGGGAAUCAGGCUGUGCUUCCGGGCAGCACCACCAACGGACCAUCCGCUGCGAAGAGAGAUCCUGAGUUCAUGCCCAAGGAGUUUUGGUACACCUCGGUGGACCUGCAAUGGCAUGAUGUUAGGAAUGAGCGCUGCCGUCACAAGAACCAGAUGGCUGAGCGAGUCAACUUGGGAGCCAAGGAGAAAUAUCUUCGUGAGAUGUCUUCAGAGUUGUUUGAGAAGGUGGGACUGCCUUGUUAUCUCUGCUGCCCUGGGACUCAAGCCACCAUAGCUGGCUGCAGCUGGGGCACCAUGAAAGCCUUGAGCCGUGCCACCCUGGGCCGCCUGAGUCGCCUGGGGCUGCGGUCAUGGCAACCACCAGGCCGUCAGAUUUCUGGCGUGGUAGGCUUGGCAGGCGCCCUGGUGCUGACGAAGCCAACCAAGUGUGAGGAAACUGAGGGCACCAAAAUGUUCCGCAUGGCUGUGGAACGCUACAUGCCUGGCAUGAUUCAAGAAAUUGAAACGGGGCGAUUGGUGCUGGAGCAAGUGAAUGAGGUCCUAUCUUCCUAUUUUGGUCAUCUCAAGCUGAGCACCAUCGACCCCAUGGCCGUGUUCUUCAAGGUCUCAGAACAAAAUGAGCUGAGAACUGAAGACUGGAAGAAGGGGCAGGCGAUGCUCCGUGCCUGCGGCAUGACGGAUUUGGAAGGCGAUGUGGCCCUGUUUCAGGACCUCCUGAGAUAUGCCAAGCUGGCAGAUGUGGCUUAUGCGGGCGAUGAGGAGUCCCUGCGACAGCAGCUGGCAGCGCUCCAGUGGCGCUUCGUCACCGGCAGCUGCGAGGCCAAGCCCCAGAGGCCGGCGCAUUUCUUGGCGAUGCAAGGUAAAAAGGUCUUACUGGGAGUCGCUGGAACGCAUACGAUUGCUGAUUGCCUGACAGAUUGCCUGUGCGAUAGUUCUCCGCUUCAAGUGGGUUUUGCACAUCGGGGAGCUGCCCGGGCCUCUGCGUGGCUUUGCGAAGAGUACGGAGAAUCACUGAAGUAUUUGGAGGAGAAUGGCUACGAAGUGGUUUUGGUGGGUCAUUCCUUAGGUGCCGCCGUGGCAGCCGCCUGCUGUGUGCAGCUGCGUGCUGGCCCCGGUGCUUUGAGAACUGCGCGCUGCGUGUGCUACGCACCCCCCGCCACGGUGGACCCCAACCAAGCGGCGGAAGCGGCCAGUUAUAUCACCAGCGUGGUACAUGACGAUGAUUGCAUCCCAAGGAUGUCCAUCUUGUCACUGCUGGAGCUGUACAAAAGUUUGGUGUCAUACAACUGGUUGCCAAGGGCCACGGGUUUGGUGGGAAAGAUGCGAGCAGAUCCGCAGCAGGCGUGGUUCCUGGAGCUGGGUGAUAACGCCUUCAGGAAGACCUUGGAAGAGCAGCUGGAGUCCAUUUGGAAGGAGCAAGCUGGGCAACUUGUGGAAGAGGUGAAGAAGUUGGAAAAACCUCGGCAAGAAGCCCAUCCCUUGAGCAUCCCUGGCUUCAUUGUGCAUCUCUACAGGUGCCCUGGUGGCUAUGGAAUCAUCAAAGCCUUGGAUAGCAACUUCCGAAGCAUAGAGCUGUCCUCCAGCAUGGUGACGGAUCACUUCCUGUCUAACUACAUCAGUGCUCUGGAAACUUUGACCGCCGGCGUUUCUGCAUCGCAUCACAGCAAGCUGCAGCGUUUGCGAGACUUCCUGGGGGACGGCGACGAUGUCGCUGAGGUGGCUGUGCAAGUGCAUGAGGUGGCGAAGUCGGUGGAGGAACUGGUGUUGAAAGCCAGAGCCAAAUUGCAACAACGACCAGAUCGCCUUACCAAAGCCUCAGCAGAUCGGUCAGAUUUGAUUGCGGAGACCGACUACUUGACCAUCGAUUCAUCGCUUCACGAACGGCACGCGUCCACUAAAGCGCCGGAGAACCAAAAAGCCUUUGCCAGCGACAGGGUCCAAGCCAACCUAGCGGCUUCGGGGAAGAACACCAUGCCACAAGCUGACGUGGAGGUGAAGGCGCCACCGCCAUUGGGCGACUCGGUCAGGACAAGUGGCCCGGACAUGCGAAAUUUUUCGGAGCUCUUUGGGACGGAGAUGGGCCGACGUGCGCAGCCCAUCACGGAACGACAGGAGCUGCUGGGACGAGGCGUUGUUAGCACUGGGCUUUGCGUGAAUUUCGUUGGAGUUCUGUGGUUGCUCGGAAAAGGAUCCGGGAAAGCAGAGAGCAAGCCUCUUCAAUCCAACCUCGAGGUUGUCAAGGCCGAAAGCAGAGCUGCUUUGAAGCAGACUUCUUGGCAAAGCACAGGAACAGCAGAGCAGUUCGAGGACAGCUUCAGCUGGAUGGACUUUUGCUGUUCCACGGGGAGGACGGACACUGCUAGUUCCUCAGGUUCCUCCGUGAUCAGGCACAACUCAUAUGGAGGUGCUAUUGAUGAACCUGUGUGGUUACAAGACGACUCCACGUUGCAUCCCAAAUUCUGUGGCUACCGGUUGAAGGAGCCAGGAAUCAUGCCCUGUCUCGACCGGUUCCCUUCCGAGCUGUUGGGGAGCAAUGUGCCUCCACAUUGGGAGUUCAUGAUGCCAAAUUGUGGAGAUCAAGAAAGGAUGAAGUGCGGGGAAGUGCGCGAGCGAGUACGACAUGUGAGAGGGGCAAAGGAUCCCAUCACCAUGCUUCGUUUUCUUCGUGCACGACAAGGGAGUGUUGAUGCAGCCGCCAAGAUGUACGAAAGUGCUAUGAGGUGGCGCGAAGGAACUGGUUACGAACUGGGUUUCCGGCUGAAUAACAAGGACGAUUGGCUGCACCGGAAAGUCGACAGUUGCUGGCCUCCAACAGCAUUGUUGGGGAAGGAUUAUGAUGGUGAUCCUAUCUACUGGAACAGGAUGGGCCUGGGCAACUUGGAGUUCCUGGAGAAGGCACCAACGGAAUUCCUGAUCCAACAUGAGGUCUACACCAUCACUCGUCUCAUGCAGGCCAUGGAAGAAGCUUCCAGGCUCAACAACAGGCCUAUUAUGCACUUCACUGUGGUGGCGGACCUGGGUGAAAUGAGUUGGCGAAGCUUCAACAACCUCAAGGGUAUCAUGAAGUACAAAGUUUGCGUCAGGACAUUGGAAGACAAUUUUCCAGAGUUAGUGAAGCGCAUUAUUGCGAUUCGGGUCCCGAAGUUGGCCUACACACUCUGGAACAUCGCCUCCAAUUUUUUCGACGAAGGGACUCGAGCCAAGAUUCAGAUCGCGGAUGGAAAACAUACCAUGAAAGUUCUCAGCGAGUUCAUGGAUCCCAAGUGGGUGCCAGAGGCCCUGGGUGGGACGCAUCGCAUUGGCAAUAGUGCCUGGUGCGAACCUUGCAUUCCCUGUCCCAGGGGACCUCCCUCGGACGAGACAAUGCGGAGCCUUCAGACUGCAUAUGACGCCUGA